AUGAGACUCUGUGCAAAAUCGAUGCUCCUCACUCACUGGCUGCUGCUCGUCUCUGUGUUAAUGCUUUGCUGUAAGUUGCUGUCUGCCUCCAGCCACCACCCUAGGGGACACUCAGGUCAUCAGGUCAAACAGGGCACAUGUGAGGUUGUUGCUGUCCAUCGGUGCUGCAAUAAGAACAAAAUUGAGGAACGGUCACAAACGGUGAAAUGCUCUUGUUUUCCAGGACAAGUGGCUGGUACAACCCGAGCUCAACCUUCAUGUGUUGAAGCCUCUGUAGUGAUGCAGAAGUGGUGGUGCCAUAUGAAUCCUUGCCUAGAGGGCGAGGAAUGCAAAGUUCUUCCAGAUCUUUCGGGAUGGUCCUGCAGCAGUGGUAACAAGGUCAAAACCACCAAGGCAAGUAAAUUGAAUUAG
Molecule: messenger RNA, 411 nt
Organism: Rhincodon typus (whale shark)
Lineage: Eukaryota; Metazoa; Chordata; Chondrichthyes; Orectolobiformes; Rhincodontidae
Gene: tafa4b
Product: TAFA chemokine like family member 4b
Exons: 3
Coding region: 1-411 (136 amino acids)
Molecular function (GO): receptor ligand activity
Source: RefSeq, a predicted model, not a curated record